AUGCCGCCCCACGGAUUUUAUCGCCACUCCCUCUCAGACAGCAUUUAUCCCACACCACCGUCGCAUCGCUUCUUCGACGUGGAAGGCUUUGUUCUAGGGCAAUUCAGACUGCUCAUCUUUGAACCCAUUAUCAUCAACGAGGCAUACAUGCUGUUGGUUUUCUUCUUCUUCAAAACUUUCGAUUUUUGUUAUGGUCUCCUUGAGUUCAACCUUAUGGUCAUUUGGCUGGCAACAAUCCAGGACAAUCGCAGCUUAGUCACUUUGCCUUUGUGGCAAGAGGAGGUUUUGGCGAGCAUCUUAAAGUUCGUCGGGGCCACACUGUUGAUUGUUUUAUGCCGCGUUUGGAGAGGCACCGGGUGGUGGCCGGAGGCAGAGAUCCCGGAGUUCAGAAGCUCGUUUGACCCUGAAGAACAAUGGAAGAAAAGACCCAAGUCAGGGUUUGGUGCGGUCAAGUGGUUUCUUUGCUCCACGAUGGUGGAAAUCCCGACCCUCGUCACCUUUUUCGCCUGGUGUUUCCAGUUGCUAGGCAGCCAGUCCAUCUCAUAUGCCAUGCUCUUCCUGGUUUUACUGCAUUCCACCAUAUGGUACGCCGCGAUCCUGGUCUUCCGCAAUCAUCAGGAGUUUACCUGGAAUUGGAAGGCCCGGACAAGAUAUUCGAUCCUUUGCGGUGGCUGGAAUGUGCGUUGGAGGCCAACCCCGAGAGGAAGCAGCACCGAGGCUAUCCCAGAAGAGAAGAGAAUGAACAACAGCAAAUGGAGCUGA
Molecule: messenger RNA, 762 nt
Organism: Aplosporella prunicola CBS 121167
Lineage: Eukaryota; Fungi; Ascomycota; Dothideomycetes; Botryosphaeriales; Aplosporellaceae
Exons: 1
Coding region: 1-762 (253 amino acids)
Source: RefSeq, a predicted model, not a curated record